This is a messenger RNA of Asparagus officinalis (garden asparagus), 2784 nucleotides long. RefSeq names its product exocyst complex component SEC15A. Gene Ontology annotation, biological process: intracellular protein transport; exocytosis; Golgi to plasma membrane transport. The transcript is spliced from 2 exons. The record is from RefSeq and is a predicted model, not a curated record. Gene Ontology annotation, cellular component: membrane; exocyst. NCBI's taxonomy places the organism in Eukaryota, Viridiplantae, Streptophyta, Magnoliopsida, Asparagales, Asparagaceae. Bases 87 to 2537 code for a protein of 816 amino acids.
CUAACAAAUACAUUCGUUAGAUUUGUUUGUUAUUUUGCGAAAGCCAUCGUGGUUAUCUAUGAAGAAUGUUGAUUAAUUAAUGUUUUAUGUCGUUGUUGCUUUUUGGUUCAAUUUCAGCAAACCCUAGGGCUCCUCUUUCUCUCCUCAGCAAUCGGAAUUUGACUAAAACAAUGAGUGCCCAGCCAAAGAGGAGAGCUGCAGAAAAUGGGGAGACUGGAAUUGACCCAGGACUGACCACCUUGAUCAGCAAUGGGGAGGAUUUAGGCCCCAUCGUAAGGCAUGCAUUCGAGGCAGGAAAACCGGAGGCCCUCUUACAUCAGCUGAGAAAUAUCGUGAAGCAAAAGGAAGUCGAGAUCGAAGAGCUAUGCAAGCUUCAUUACGAGGACUUCAUAAUUGCUGUCGAUGAGCUUCGUGGUGUGUUAGUGGAUGCUGAGGAGCUAAAAAUCAUGCUCUCUGGUGAGAAUCUUAGGCUUCAGGAAGUGGCUAGUUCUCUUUUGUCUAAGCUUGAGGAACUUCUCGAGUUGUACUCUAUCAAGAAAAAUGUUGCAGAGGCUAUUAAGGCAUUGAAGGUUUGUGUUCAAGUCUCAAAUCUUUGUCUAACAUGCAAUAACCACAUCUCAGAUGGCCGAUUUCAUCCUGCUCUCAAGACAUUGAACCUUAUCGAGAAAGAUUACUUACAUAAGAUCCCUAUUAAGGCCCUCAGGAGGGUGAUUGAGAAGCAGGUACCGGCAAUCAAGUUCCACAUCGAGAAAAAAGUUACCAGUGAAUUCAAUGAUUGGCUUGUCAAAGUAAGGAGCACAGCAAGGGAAAUCGGACAAAUGUCUAUCGGGCAAGCUUCCUCAGCUCGCCAAAGAGAUGAGGAGAUGCGCGUUCGUCAAAGAGAAGCUGAGGAACAAAGUCGUUCAAAGGUUGGGGAAUGUGUGUACACUUUGGAUGUCGAGCAGACUGAUGAAGACUCGGUUUUAGAGUUUGAUCUUACACCAGUAUACCGGGCUCAUCAUAUAUAUACAAUCCUCGGUAUUGAGGAGCGAUUUCGGGAUUAUUACUACAAUAAUCGGAUGAUGCAGCUGAACUUGGACCUGCAAAUUUCCACGGCGCAACCUUUUCUUGAAUCCCAUCAGCCCUUUUUCGCCCAGAUAGCUGGAUUCUUCAUAGUUGAGGAUAGGGUUUUAAGAACAGCAGGUGGAUUGUUAUCUGAGACUCAGGUGGAGACGAUUUGGGAUACAGCUUUAGCCAAGAUGACAUCAAUACUAGAGAACCAGUUCUCUAGUAUGGAUACUGCUAGCCAUCUCCUUCUGAUCAAAGACUUUGUCACUCUUCUGGGUUCUACUCUCAGACGUUGCGGAUACCGGGUGACUCCUUUGCUUGAAGUUCUUGAUAAUAGUAGAGAUAAAUAUCAUGAACUACUACUUGAUGAAUGCCGAAAGCAGAUGACAGAUAUCCUUUCCAAUGACUCCUUUGAGCAGAUGGUGAUAAGGAAGGAGUACGAAUAUAACAUGAAUGUAUUGUCCUUUCAUUUACAAGCAUCAGAUGCAGUGCCGGUGUUUCCAUAUGUUGCUCCUUUCUCUUCCUCGGUUCCUGAUUCGUGUCGGAUGAUUCGUUCCUUCAUUGAUGACUCGGUCAGCUAUCUGUCAUAUGGAGGUCAUAUAAAUUUCUAUGAUGUUGUAAAGAAGUAUUUGGACAAACUCUUGAUUGAGGUGCUGAAUCAAUCUCUUUUGAAUAUGAUCCAUGGGGGUAGUUUAGGAGUUACGCAGGCAAUGCAAAUUGCAGCCAAUAUAGCUGUUUUCGAGCGUGCUUGCGAUCUUUUUCUUUGGCAAGCAGCUCAACGCUGUGGUGUUCCUGUGCGAUUAAUUGAAAGGCCUCAUGCUGGUUUGGCUGCUAAAGCUGUGCUAAAGGCCUCACAGAAUGCUGCAUUUAAUGCGCUAGUAAACCUGGUAAACACUAAGUUGGAUGAUUAUAUGGCUCUCAUAAACAAUAUAAAUUGGAUAGCUGAUGAACCACCGCAAAGUGGAAAUGAGUGUAUGAAUGAACUUGUCGUCUAUCUUGAGACCCUGCUGUCUUCUGCUCAGCAGAUCCUACCUUUGGAAGCCUUGUAUAAGCUCAUCACUGGUGCACUUGAUCAUAUUUCUGAUUCUGUCGUGACAGCUUUUCUCAGUGAUAACAUUAAGAGGUUUACUCUCAGUGCUGUUAUUGGCAUUGACAGUGACUUGAAGAAGUUGGAAACUUUUGCAGAGGAGAGCUUUUACGAUACAGGCUUGAGUGAUUUGAAGAAAGAUAGAAGCCUAAAGGAUUGUUUGGUAGAAUCUCGGCAGUUGAUCAACCUUCUAUUGAGCAAUCAGCCAGAGAACUUCAUGAAUCCUGUGAUAAGGCAGAAAAAUUAUGGAGCUUUGGACUAUAAGAAAGUUGCCAGCAUCUGCGAGAAAUUUAAGGAUUCACCGGAUAGACUGUUUGGGAGUCUUUCGAACCGGAAUGCAAAGACGAAUGCUAGGAAGAAGUCAAUGGACAUGUUGAAGAAAAGGCUAAAGGAUUUCAAUUGAGGUUUUAUUUAGGCCAUUACCUCGUCUUGUUGUAGUGGUUAGGGUUCAUGGCAGCUCUUUAUUUUGUGUUCUUUCCAUCUUGAAGCAUAAUGUCCCAUUCAGAUCAAUAAAGAGUGGGAUGAAUGUUGCUAUGUUUUUUUUAAUUAGAUUAUCAGAUGGAACAAUUAUUUGUUUUGCUUUCAAGGAAAAAGAUUUUGUAUUCAGGUGGCUUUACUUUAUCCUAUAUGUCAUCUAGAUUUUAUUAUUA